ACUAAUACCACUGCUGAAUUGGUGCUUUAAGGAUUUGCCUUUUCUCAGUUUCUUUACUUGCCUAUCAGACAUUAUGAGGAGACUGGCUUUUCGUGGUGCUGGUUGUACUCUGAAGAAGUUGGAUUCCAUGGGCUCCAAGCGGCGAAGGGCUACCUCUCCUUCCAGCAGUGCCAGUGGGGGCGAUUUUGAUGAUGGUCAUCACUCCACAAAUACACCAGGGCCAAGCAGGAAGAGGAGACGACUCUCCAACCUCCCAACUGUUGAUCCUAUUGCUGUAUGCCAUGAAUUAUACAAUACAAUCAGAGAUUACAAAGAUGAACAAGGGAGACUUCUGUGUGAGCUUUUCAUUAGGGCCCCUAAGAGAAGAAAUCAACCAGAUUACUAUGAAGUAGUUUCUCAGCCUAUUGAUUUAAUGAAAAUCCAGCAGAAGCUGAAAAUGGAAGAAUAUGAUGAUGUGAAUGUGCUAACUGCUGACUUUCAGCUCCUAUUUAAUAAUGCAAAAUCCUAUUACAAGCCAGACUCUCCUGAAUUUAAGGCAGCUUGCAAACUGUGGGAUUUAUAUCUACGCACAAAAAAUGAGUUUGUUCAGAAGGGAGAUCAUGAUGAUGAGGACGAGGAUGAUGAGGGCCAUGACAAUCAAGGGACAAUUUCUGAAAUAUCUUCUCCAGGUUAUUUGAAAGAAAUUCUUGAGCAGCUUCUGGAAGCAGUUGUCGUAGCCACAAACCCAUCGGGCCACCUCAUUAGUGAGCUUUUUCAGAAGCUUCCCUCUAAAGUGCAAUAUCCAGACUAUUAUGCAAUAAUUAAAGAACCUAUAGAUCUGAAGACAAUUGCCCAGCGGAUACAGAAUGGCAGCUAUAAAAGCAUCAAUGCGAUGACCAAGGACAUAGAUUUGUUAGUAAAGAAUGCCAAAACUUACAAUGAACCUGGAUCUCAAGUGUUCAAGGAUGCAAAUGCAAUUAAAAAAAUAUACAAUAUGAAAAAGGCAGAAAUUGAACAUUCAGAACUUACCAAAUCAAGUCUCCGAGUCAGGACUUCAAAUUUGGCUGCUUCCAAGCUGACAGGUCCUUCCUCACAGGGUAAAGGCAGUGUUGUCGAUGAAAGAAAUUCUGCUAAUAAAUAUUACCGUAACAAAAGAGCUGUCCAGGGGGAUCGUUUAUCAGCAAUAACAAUGGCUUUGCAAUAUGGAUCUGAGAGUGAUGAAGAUGCAGUUCUGGCUGCUGCUCACCGUUAUGAGGAAGGGGAGUCUGAACCAGAGAGCAUUACUUCCUUCAUGGAUGCUUCCAAUCCUCUCUAUCAGCUUUACGAUACAGUUAGGAACUGCCGAAACAACCAGGGUCAACUCAUAGCAGAACCCUUCUUUCAUUUGCCCUCGAAAAAAAAGUACCCAGAUUAUUAUCAGCAAAUCAAAACACCCAUUUCAUUGCAGCAAAUCAGAACAAAACUGAAGAACCACGAAUACGAAACCCUUGACCAUUUGGAAAAUGAUUUAAACGUGAUGUUUGAAAAUGCCAAACGUUACAAUGUUCCCAAUUCAGCCAUUUAUAAGAGGGUGUUGAAACUGCAGCAGGUGAUGCAGGCAAAGAAGAAAGAUCUGGCAAGAAGAGAUGAAAUUGAGGACGGGGACAGUAUGAUCUCCUCUGCGACAUCUGAUGCUGGAAGUUCAAAAAGGAAAAGCAAAAAGAAUAUAAAGAAACAGCGAAUGAAAAUUUUAUACAAUGUCGUUCUGGAUGCACGAGAACCUGGAACUAACCGAAGACUCUGUGAACUGUUUAUGGUGAAACCUUCCAAAAAAGACUAUCCAGAUUAUUACAAAAUAAUUUUGGAACCAAUGGAUUUAAAGAUAAUUGAGCACAAUAUCCGCAGUGAUAAGUACUCUGGGGAAGAGGCUAUGAUAGAAGAUAUGAGAUUAAUGUUUCGGAAUGCAAGACAUUACAAUGAAGAAGGUUCACAGGUGUACAAUGAUGCCCAUAUUUUGGAGAAACUUCUUAAAGAAAAGCGGAAGGAGCUUGGGCCCCUACAGGAUGAUGAUGACGUUGCUUCACCUAAAUUGAAAUUAAGUAGAAAAACUGGAAUCUCCCCUAAAAAAUCAAAAUACAUGACUCCAAUGCAACAGAAACUUAAUGAAGUGUAUGAAGCAGUGAAGAAUUACACAGACAAGCGAGGUAGGCGGCUAAGUGCUAUUUUCUUACGACUGCCAUCUCGGUCAGAGCUUCCUGAUUACUAUCUGACCAUUAAAAAACCUGUUGAUAUGGAGAAGAUCAGGAGUCACAUGAUGGCCAAUAAAUACCAGGACAUUGAUGCCAUGGUUGAAGAUUUUGUAAUGAUGUUUAAUAAUGCCUGCACUUACAAUGAACCAGAAUCAUUGAUUUACAAAGAUGCUUUGGUGCUACAUAAAGUUUUGCUUGAAACAAGACGAGACAUAGAAGGUGAUGAAGAUUCUCAUGUCCCGAAUGUAACACUACUGAUCCAGGAGCUUAUACAUAAUCUUUUUGUUUCUGUAAUGAGUCAUCAAGAUGAUGAGGGCAGGUGCUAUAGUGAUUCUUUAGCAGAAAUUCCUGGAGUUGAUCCCAGCUUCCCAAACAAACCACCCCUGACUUUUGAUAUCAUACGCAAAAAUGUGGAAAAUAACCGCUACAGAAGAUUGGACUUGUUCCAAGAGCAUAUGUUUGAGGUGUUGGAACGAGCAAGGAGAAUGAACCGGACAGAUUCAGAGAUUUAUGAAGAUGCAGUAGAACUUCAACAGUUCUUUAUCAAAAUACGUGAUGAGCUCUGCAAGAAUGGUGAGAUCCUCCUAUCACCAGCCCUCAGCUAUACUACAAAACAUCUUCAUAAUGAUGUAGAGAAAGAGAAGAAGGAAAAACUCCCAAAGGAAAUGGAAGAGGACAAACUCAAAAGGGAAGAGGAGAAGAGAGAAGCUGAAAAGAGUGAAGAUUCUUCUGGUGGGUCAGGACUAUCUAGUUUACAUCGGACAUACAGCCAAGACUGCAGUUUUAAGAACAGCAUGUAUCAUGUUGGAGAUUAUGUAUAUGUUGAACCCGCAGAAGCCAAUCUGCUGCCUCAUAUUGUCUGUAUUGAACGACUGUGGGAAGAUUCAGCUGGAGAAAAAUGGUUAUAUGGCUGCUGGUUUUAUCGACCAAAUGAAACAUUCCACCUUGCUACCAGAAAGUUUUUGGAGAAGGAAGUGUUUAAAAGUGACUAUUAUAACAAAGUUCCUGUGAGCAAAAUUCUAGGCAAAUGUGUGGUCAUGUUCGUUAAGGAGUAUUUUAAGUUAUGCCCGGAAAAUUUCAGAGAUGAAGACGUCUAUGUUUGUGAAUCACGUUAUUCAGCAAAAACAAAGUCAUUUAAGAAGAUUAAAUUGUGGACCAUGCCAAUUAGUUCGGUACGAUUUGUUCCUCGAGAUGUGCCUUUGCCUGUGGUCCGUGUUGCAUCAGUGUUUGCUAAUCCAGACAAGGUUGAUGAAGAAAAACACAUUGAAACAUCUGAAGAAAGUAAAGUGGGAGAUAAUGUCCUUAGCCUUGAAAAGGAUAAAGAAGAUGUUCCAGUAGAAAUGUCAAAUGGGGAGCCUGGCUGUCACUACUAUGAACAGCUUUGUUACAAUGAUAUGUGGCUCAAGGUUGGGGAUUGUGUCUUCAUAAAAUCACAUGGUUUAGUUCGACCACGAGUUGGCAGGAUAGAAAAAAUGUGGGUAAGAGAUGGUGCUGCCUACUUCUUUGGUCCAAUCUUUAUACACCCAGAAGAAACAGAACAUGAACCAACUAAAAUGUUCUACAAGAAGGAAGUAUUUUUGAGUAACCUGGAAGAGACCUGUCCCAUGACAUGCAUUCUGGGAAAAUGUGCUGUAUUGUCUUUUAAAGACUUCCUCUCCUGUCGGCCAACUGAAAUUCCUGAAAAUGAUGUUCUGCUCUGUGAAAGCCGCUAUAAUGAAAGUGAUAAACAGAUGAAAAAAUUCAAGGGACAGAAAAGAUUUUCUCUCUCUGCAAAAGUUGUAGAUGAUGAAAUUUAUUACUUUAGGAAACCCAUAGUUCCUCAGAAGGAGCCAUCUCCACUUCUGGAAAAAAAGAUUCAGCAACUGGAAGCAAAAUUUGCUGAGCUAGAAGGAGGCGAUGGAGAGAUUGAAGAGAUUGGAGAAGAGGAAGGUGAAGUUACAGAAGCGCCAGCAAUGCCACAGAUUCCAACUCCACUAGCUAAUGAAUUGGAUAUAAUGCCAUAUACACCACCACAGUCCACUCCCAAAUCUGCCAAGGGCAGUGUAAAGAAAGAAGGCUCCAAAAGGAAGAUCAAUAUGAGUGGUUACAUACUAUUUAGUAGUGAGAUGAGAGCGGUUAUUAAAGCUCAGCACCCAGAUUAUUCCUUUGGAGAGCUCAGUAGACUUGUUGGAACUGAAUGGAGAAACUUGGAAGCGACCAAGAAAGCAGAGUAUGAAGAGCGGGCAGCUAAGGUUGCUGAGCAGCAGGAGAGAGAACGAGCAGCACAGCAACAGCAGCAGAAUUCCUCCCCCCGGGCAGGCACUCCUGUCGGGGCUCUUAUGGGGGUGGUGCCGCCACCAACACCAAUGGGAAUGCUCAACCCGCAGUUGACACCUGUUGCAGGCAUGAUAGGUGGCUAUCCACCAGUGCUGCCACCUUUACAGGGCCCAGUUGAUGGCAUUGUUAGCAUGGGUAGCAUGCCACCACUUCACCCUGGGGUGCCUCCACCCCAUCAGCUUCCACCAGGCAUACCAGCCAUCCCGCCACCGGGUGUUAUGGGUCAAAAUGUUUCCUCCAUGGUAGGAGCCCAAGCCCCAGGAAGUCCAUUUGGACAGCAGAUGGGCAUGCUUGGCCCACCAGGCCAACAAGCACCACCUCCUUAUCCUGGUCAGAAUCCAGCAACGCAGCAGGUCAUGCAGCAGCCGACAACGCCAAUGUUUGUCUCCCCUCCGCCAAAGACCCAAAGGCUUCUUCACUCAGAAGCUUAUCUCAAAUACAUUGAGGGUCUUAGUGCUGAUUCCAGUAGCAUUAGUAAGUGGGACCAAACCCUAUCAGCCCGAAGACGUGAUGUUCAUCUGUCAAAAGAACAAGAAAGUCGUCUUCCUACACACUGGUUGAAAAGCAAAGGGGCCCAUACCACAAUGGCAGACGCACUAUGGCGCCUUCGAGACUUGAUGUUGAGAGAUACUCUUAAUAUCCGUCAAGCAUACAACAUAGAAAAUGUUUAAUCUUCUUUCGAUACCAACAUAUAAACAUUUUGUGAACAAUAGCUGUUUUAGUUAUUGAUGGGAGAGGAUAAACUGUUUCUAUUGCAUCUUACUGUACAUUGCAAAAUUGGUUUUUUUUAUAUAAGGACACUUUUAAUAAGCAUAUUUCACUUUUUGUUAUUAUGUUGACGUUUCUUAAAUAUACAGACUUGUGUAUAUGGUU
Molecule: messenger RNA, 5396 nt
Organism: Pogona vitticeps (central bearded dragon)
Lineage: Eukaryota; Metazoa; Chordata; Lepidosauria; Squamata; Agamidae
Gene: PBRM1
Product: polybromo 1
Biological process (GO): transcription elongation by RNA polymerase II; chromatin remodeling
Cellular component (GO): RSC-type complex; SWI/SNF complex
Molecular function (GO): protein binding; chromatin binding
Source: RefSeq, a predicted model, not a curated record